This is a messenger RNA of Symsagittifera roscoffensis, 3598 nucleotides long. Its product is annotated as protein HIRA-like. Lineage: Eukaryota; Metazoa; Xenacoelomorpha; Acoela; Convolutidae. Gene Ontology annotation, cellular component: chromatin; HIR complex; nucleus. Gene Ontology annotation, molecular function: protein binding; nucleosome binding. Gene Ontology annotation, biological process: regulation of DNA-templated transcription; DNA-templated transcription; chromatin remodeling. The transcript has 5 exons. The record is from RefSeq and is a predicted model, not a curated record. The coding region runs from base 197 to 3436 and encodes 1079 amino acids.
GAUAUUUCAAUGGCUGAGAUCAGAAUUACAAAUUAUAGAGUGGGGCGUUAUUGAAUGUAUGUGCCAGCUACGAUCUCUCUGUCUUCAUCGUGGUCAACUGCAAUCUCGACAUCAGCUCAUUACUGUGUGCGGAGAACCGAAGUAGGAAAAGGAACAAGGGAAACUAAGACAGAAAGUGUAGGGUAGAUAGGGGAAGAUGGUUCGAGUGCAGUUCCCACGGCAGAUGUGCAGUGAACCCUCUACUAUCAGCUCCAUCGACAUACACCCUGAUGGAAGCAGGUUCGUGUCUGCGGUGAACGGAGACAGUGUAAAUCCUGCCAGACUGACCUUUUGGAACAUGGAGCCAGUGAGAAACCCCCCUAAUUGCUGGCCCUCACCAGAAGAGAUUUUGGAUCAGCAGCAGCAGCCAUGGGUUUUGUGUGAGAAGGAGGUGCCCCAUGUCAGCAUCAACUGUGUCAGAUGGAGUGGGGCGGGACACUUGCUUGCUUCAGCGGAGGAUGAGCACGUGGUCGUGUGGUGCUACUCCCGCACCACUGCGGAGGACUCGUCGUUCGGGGCCAGGGUGGCCAAUGUGGAGAAUUGGAAGCCCCUGCAUGAUAUGAAGGGCCACAGGGGAAAUGUGUUCGAUCUCAGGUGGAGUCCUGCUGACAGAUACCUCGCAAGCUGCAGUGUGGAUAACAGCAUAAUGAUCUGGAACGGGAAACGUCUGCCAGAACUAUUUCGCACCCUUUCUGGACACUCGAACUUGGUGAAGGGACUGUGCUGGGACCCCCUGGGAAAAUUCCUUGCCUCCCAGAGUGACGAUAGAACGAUGCGAGUAUGGAGAACGGCCGACUGGGCUGAAGAGUGUAUGGUAUUCAAACCAUUCACCAAAGAAUUUACCACUCAUUAUCUCAGAUGUGACUGGUCCCCGGACGCGCAAAUGCUGGUGUCUUCUCAUGCCGUGAAUGGAGAGGGUCCAGUGGCAGUCAUCUGCAGCAGAGCCAGGAAGUUCGUGCCGAGAAUGGAUUUUGUUGGUCAUCGUCGAGCCAUCACUUGUGUCCGCUUUCACCCCCGAAUGGUUCGAGUGAAGGAGACGAACGAAGUAACUUGUCUGCUGGCUAUCGCAAGCAAAGAUCGAGCUGUAUCUUUUUGGCUCUCAUCCAGGCCAAAAGCAUUUCUUGCUCUACAUGAAUUACUAGACGACGAAGUUGUGGAUCUCUCCUGGGCUACUAACUCGAUUGAGCUUGCGGCAUGUUCUAUCACAGGAAAGAUAAAGUUUGUAUUGUUUCGAGAUUCGGAAAUAGGAAGGCUGCUGACACAACACGAACAGACAACAGUGCUGCAGCGACUUCAUGGGGAAGAUAUGAAUGAAACAAGCGCACCUUCUAUUCUGGUCUCGGACCCGGAUAUGUUUCCUUAUUUAGUCAAAGAAGCUGAACUAAACGAAAAGGAAAAUGUUUCCUCAUCUCCCGAGAAACCAACCCCUAAAAAAGUGUUCAAGCAUGCCAACAUGACUUCAUCGGCUGUAAUAUCUACUACUCAGAAAGAGUUGAUCAGCAAAGAUGGACGCAGAAGGAUUGUUCCAGUGUGCAUUGGACUCCAGCAGCCGGACUCCAAUGAAGACGCAGUUGUGAUGCCAGUUCCUUUCAGAGGCAGACAGGAGAAUUUGAAGCGAGAUGAUGAUACUCAGGAGAAUGUUCAGAUACGAGAGGGCAAUAGCAGUGUCGUGACCAGUACAACUUCACCCGAAUCGUCGCCAAUAUCACCAGAACAGAGAGCACAGAAACAGAUAUCUGUUCAAGAUUUAAAGCUCGGAUCAUUUCGAAGUCUUCAGAGUGACGUGAAAAACAAAGAUCAAAAUACAGGGUCCACAACAUUGGCGAUGGAAAGCUUAGAUCCUGCUGUCCACACAACUGCAAGUGAAGCACAAGUGCUUUCAUCGAAUGUAAUUCGGGCAAAUGUCAGUCCUGAUAGCUCGACGGUUGCUGCUGAUAAACCAAGUGCAGUGCCAGAUAAAGGAAUAUCCGCAAUUUAUCAAGCCAAAUCUCCACUGACAGACGUUGAUUCUUCAGUGAAAUCUGCUAAAAUGACCAAAGCUAAAAAACUGAAACAGAAUGCUCUGAAGAUGUCCAACAGCAAAGGAGCAACCACUCUGUUCCAAAGCCAGGGUGCGAAGAAGAAGAAAAGGAGAGUGAUACUAGAAGAUGACGAUGACGAAUCAGGGCUAACUGCAUCCAGAAUGAGACCGAAUGAAAUGUAUGGGUCCAGAAUGUAUGGAGAUGGAGAUGCUUCAGAUAUAGACGCCGAAGACAAAGACUGCUCAGAUGAUGAAGUUUACAGUCCCGUUGAAGUGAUUGAUCCUGCAAAAGUGCUGGACGCAUUCACAGUUAACCAUUCUCAUUUUGAAGUUACCGUCACGAACAAUGUAUCAAUUGGACCUAUGGCCCCUUCUAUGCACAUGCUUAAUUUCAAGUACUCGACGAACGAAGAAACUGAUAAAUUCACAAAAUGUCUAACGGAUCCAAUAGUGUGUGCAUGUGUGAGCGAAGAGUUGGUUGUGGUUGCGUGUGCGGACGAUACUGUUCAUGUGUAUGAUCACAAUGGGAAUAUACUUGAAAUGCCAUUUGUGGUAGAUGCAAGCAUUGCCCAGUUGAAAUGCAAGGGACACAUGGUGAUGGUACUGACAUGCGAAGUGACAGUGAGUGUGUUUGACAUGAGACGAAUGAAGUCUGUUUUGUGGAACUAUCAACUGACAAAUCUAUUUAGAGCGGCUGAUGUCAAAUUAAAGCUAGCUUUCUUCUCUGAAAAUGGUACACCCUUCAUCGUUACCACAGCCCAUAAAGCAUACAUGUUCCACGCUGGUUUCAACGGGUGGGUGCUGGCUCAGCCACCACGUUGGAGCCUGGCUAAACGUGGCACUACGUCCCAAACUCCAGCCGUUGGUGGUUCAUCUGGUAGCAGCAGCAGUCAUACGCAGACGGGAGUAAUGUCGCUGCUAGAGGAUCUGUGCUCAGAUAACAGAAUGAAAGACAACAGCCUAGCGGAGGCAGUUGACCGAACUCGAAGAAAUGAUCCUGGUACAUGCAGCGCUGUGGAGAAUAUGGUACACUACUCCACAUGGCAGUACAGUGAUAUCCAGCAGAAGCUGGCAAUGAAUAUUGCAUCUGGACCCGAUGUUAAGAAGUGGCUGCUAGGGGUGAUCUCUGAGCUGAGUUGGAUUGGCAACGAGGAUGCUCUGAGGGCCAAACUGGACGAACUGUUAGACAAUGUUGGACUACCUUCUGUGGCGGCAUGCUUUAUGACAAGCUCCCAGGUCGAGUCGUCACGUGAUCCCAUUGAAAGACUCGGCCUAAAUAGAAGACAGUUACUGCAUGAGGCAUUAGACAUCGUAGCUAAAAACGUUAAGAAUCAAAAGAUAUUCAGUGAAUAUAAUCAGAUCCUCAAACAACUUUAAAACUUAAUGAACAUAAAACUUGUUUUAGCUUCCUUGUUUUCGAAACGUUUUUUUAUCAUUCUGAUUUUAUCGAGCUAGCAUCGUUGUUAUUGAUUAUGGUUAAUUUUCUAGUGGUAUGUACAGUAUUAGAGUUUGCAUUAUGAAAUUUAGUUUUAAAGCGUA